Molecule: messenger RNA, 1946 nt
Organism: Anoplophora glabripennis (Asian longhorned beetle)
Lineage: Eukaryota; Metazoa; Arthropoda; Insecta; Coleoptera; Cerambycidae
Product: ras-related and estrogen-regulated growth inhibitor-like
Exons: 3
Coding region: 1-549 (182 amino acids)
Molecular function (GO): GTPase activity; GTP binding
Source: RefSeq, a predicted model, not a curated record
AUGAAUGACACUGAAAAAGCAGCAUGGCAAAGUUUCAACUUGACUACUUUCCUCAAAACCUUGGAGACUACAGUGAAGAAAGAACAAGGAGAAAGAUUCCAUGAAGAUAAGAACGGUUGUCUGUAUGAACACAUAAGGUGGGGUGAAGCUUUUGUAAUAGUAUAUUCCGUGGUGGACAGACACAGUUUUCACGAAGCUCAGGAAAUUCUAGGCCAACUAGUCAAACUUAAGCUUCCAUCAUACUACACCAGCCUACUCUUAGGAAACAAAAGGGAUUUGGACCACUCCAGGCAAAUCUGCGUGGACGACGGCCAAGAGCUAUCCCUCCAGUACGGCUGCCAAUUUUACGAAGUUAGCGCCGCGGAAAAUUUCGCGGGAGUAUCCCUGGCCUUCCAGUCUCUCCUCCGCGAGGCGAGAUCAGUCCAGCUGCUGAAAGCCCUGCCCAUCCGCAGAAAGUUGGGAGUCAACAGCGUCUCGAAGGUUCUGGGCAACAUCUUCGGCAAGAACUCCAAGGGGGACCGCAAGAAGAGGCCAUCCCUUAGUAUAUAAGAACUCGACACUGUGAAGUUAUAUUUAUUAAGUCUUGACCCGAGUUGCCUAUAUGAAAAUGUGAUAGCAACAUUUUACCAUUCGCAGUAGGAUCGUGCGAGUUGCUAUGCUUUUAAGAAGACUGAAUCUUUUCCAUGAUUUUGUAACUCUAGGUCUAGAGUAAUGUUUAGAUUCAUAGAAAUUGGAUAUCGUAAGUUUCCGUUUCUUAGCACUUUCGGUAUCUGAGCAACAUUUGGUCACCCUUAAUUAAAGAGGGCUUGUUUCUUUUUAGAGGAUAAAUUGCCUGCAUUUUAUAGCAACUGAAGCGUAUACUGUCCGGUGAUAACUGAGACAAUAAAAAUAUCAAGUUAAUUUAAAUAUUCACCAGUUAUCCAUAAGUUGAAGAUUUUAAUCACACAUGUGAUAUGUGCAAAGAGAUAAUUGUUAUUGAAUUAAUUUACAUUAAUUGAAAGAGACUUAAAACUGGUUUCUAUCUUCUUUUGCUCAUUUUUUGUUUUACCUAACUUCUUUCAGUGCCAAUAAAGCCAAUACUUACAGAUCAGAACAAACAUUUUACCUUUGUUUGAAAAUCUAGUUUUAUCAAAAAGUACUUAAUUUGAUGUGUUGAACUGACUAGGCAGACAUAACUCUUUGUCAACUGAAGUUUUUUUUCUGACAUUAAAGUUUUAUUCCUCUACUAUUUUGUAAUGUAAAUAGAGAUAAAAACAGUACUAUAGCUUUUGUGGUAUUCUGGAACUGUAUGGGACCAAGUUUCAAAACCUUUGACUUAUACGGGAUGUCAUAAGUUUUAGUGAUUCUAUUUUAACAAGAGUUUGCUCCCUUGGAAGCAAAAGAAGCAUUGCUUCACUAAGUUUAUACCUAUUAACGAAUUAUACAGAUAUCUGAUCGAUUGCGAUACCAUAUCGCGAGUUCUUAACAGUUAUAUAAAUGAAUUUUGAUGAUUUAAAUGAUUUAAAAUGUCCAACAGUCAAUUAAAUAAAGGUCAGGAAAUAUUAUUAUUAUUACCUUUACUCUCCUUCUAUAUUAUAUUUAUUCUACCUAUCAUAAUUCAGUUUAUUUUUCUCUGUUAAUUGUAUAACCCAUGUUAAAUAUUCUUAUUUAUUUUGACCCCUUCAAUUAAGGCACUCAAAUUUCUGACGUUCUGUAUAAAUGUUUCAAAGUUUCGACAAAAUGAAAUAUGCAAUAUUUUUUAUCACCUGUAUAUAGAGAUUGUAAAUAAACACUAGUUUUAUAGUAAAAUGUAAAAUUUGUAAAUAUUCAAUCUGCAAAGAUGAUUAAGAAUAUGAAAUCCAUCAAUAUAUAACAUAUUGCAUCAAUAUUGAUCUCAUUAAAUCGAAUUUGUAGAAAUAUUUUUGUAUUCUUUAGAAAAUAAUUUACUCUAUAUUUGUAUUGUGUAA